Sebastes umbrosus (honeycomb rockfish) is the source of this 2841-nucleotide messenger RNA. RefSeq names its product un-named sa1261. Bases 381 to 1565 code for a protein of 394 amino acids. The transcript is spliced from 4 exons. Gene Ontology annotation, molecular function: protein serine/threonine kinase activity; ATP binding. Gene Ontology annotation, biological process: peptidyl-serine phosphorylation; peptidyl-threonine phosphorylation. NCBI's taxonomy places the organism in Eukaryota, Metazoa, Chordata, Actinopteri, Perciformes, Sebastidae. The record is from RefSeq and is a predicted model, not a curated record.
CUCUGUAAAUUCCUACGUCGCCUGAAUGCAGCAUCGUCGCAGAGGAGCGCACCGCCGCUCUGCGCUCUGAUUGGCCAGUUAGCGGCGGUGGGCGGGGCCUGUCUGCAGGAGAGCUGAGACAAUAGAGACAGGGAGAGAGAGAGAGAGAAGAGAGACAGAGAGACAGAGAGACAGAGAGAGAGACAGCAGCGGUGCAGACAACCGGAGCUUCCUGCUUCAUUCAAACACCAAGAAGAAGAAAAAAACAAACAACUCAAGGAUUCCUCUUUUAUCUACACAGUCAGGUGUCUGGAUGGACUGACAGGUUGCAUGCUGCACAUCUUGAAAGGAACAUCCAUAUCCAGACCAGACCCUCGGCUCCGGCCCGUCCCUCCACAACAAUGAACUCCUCGCCGCACGGCUCCCGCGCCUCCAUCGACAUCCUGGAGGAACUCCAGCUGAUUGCUUCUCAGAACCUUGAAAAACUGGACAUCAACAAAUACUACGAGGUCGUCUGUGAGCUGGGGAAGGGCACCUAUGGGAAAGUGGAUCUGGUCAUCCACAAAAUCAGAGGCACAAAAAUGGCCCUGAAGUUUCUGAGGAAGAAGACCACCAAGCUGAAGAGCUUCCUGAGAGAGUACAGCAUCUCCCUUUACCUGUCGCCCUGCCCCUUCAUCAUCAACAUGUACGGCAUCGCCUUCGAAACGGACGAGUACUACAUCUUCGCUCAGGAGUACGCUCUGGCGGGAGAUCUGUUCGACAUCAUCCCUCCACAGGUUGGACUACCAGAGACGGUGGCCAAGCGCUGCGUCCACCAGGUGGCCAUCGCCCUGGACUACCUGCACUGUAAAAAGCUGGUCCACAGAGACAUCAAACCCGAGAACAUCCUUAUUUUUGACAAAGAGUGCCGGAAAGUCAAGCUGUCAGACUUUGGCAUGACGCGGCGCUCCGGCUCUCCGGUGAAGCGUGUGAGCGGCACAAUCCCGUACACGGCGCCAGAGCUGUGCGACACCUCGCGGCACGAGGGCUUCUGCGUGGACUACAGCACGGAUGUGUGGGCGUUUGGCGUGCUGCUCUUCUGCAUGCUGACGGGAAACUUCCCCUGGGAGAAGGCCAUGCCUAACGACGCCUUUUAUGAGGAGUUUGUGCGCUGGCAGCGUCGCCGUACGGGCACGGUGCCGUCACAGUGGCGCCGCUUCACCGACGAGGCUCUGCGAAUGUUCCGUAGGCUCCUCUCCAUCGAGCAAGAGCGCCGCUGCUCCGUCAAAGAAGUCUUCAGCUACUUCAACCAGUGCUGGAUGUUGGACACGGAGAACGGGAACAGCAGCAGUUUGGCGAGCAGCGCGCCUCCUCUGGACAUCAGCUCGUCCUCAUCUGAAGAGGACGUAUUAGUGGACAGACUGAAGCAGCAGAGCUUGUCGCCUGCUUGCGUGGUGGCGAAGGGGAGCAUCUUGAUGGACACCCACUACUCCUCCAUGUCAACAAACAGCUCGCCGUCCUCCACCGGCAGCUACGAGCGGGUCAACAGAGAAAACAACGAAAGAGGACGCAUGCUGGUGGCGACCCCCAUCGAGAUAUGCGUGUAGAGGUGGCUGACGCUGCGUUUCAGGCUGCCUGCUCACACACGUGAGGCCGGCGUGAGCUGAAGAUGAAGAUUUCCCAGAGGAAGAAGGAGAAAAGUGUGGCGACUGGUGCUUAGCGUCAGGAUCAACAGUCUGAUAUACGUUGUAGCUUCACUGCGGAUUUACUCAUUUCCGAUGAAGACGAGCUCUGAGGAAAUGAGCAGCGAGAAAAUCAUAAACCUCCUGUGUGUGUGGUUUAUACUUCAGAUACUGAAAUGAACUCACUGGACGACCUGUGAAGAAAAAAUCAAACAUAAACAUGCAUAAUCCACAAGCAAUAUGUUCAGAUGUCUGGAAUGAUCCAGUCGCUGCAAAAAAUAACCUGAGGAAAAAGAUGUGAUCGGCUUUCAAGAUGAUUUGUUGAUGGUACUGUUGUGUGUUUAUUGUAGUGUACCAUUUUCAUGUUUGGUAGAUAUGUUUCCGUAAAGUGUUUCUUCUUAGUAUAUUCUUUUUUUAUUUGGAGUUAAAUUAUUUAUUUAUAUCAGAUGCAUAUAUUUAUGAUUUGUUUUAUCAGAGAAAUUUGAAUAGAAGCAGGUGGCUUUCACAAACUUGAAUUUUUCUCUAAAUAUUCAUCAUGUUGUUGUGAUCUCCCAUAAAAAUGUAAGAAGACUGUUUUUUCUCGCCUGUGAUGCCUAAACCCACUUGUACAGUAGCAACCAACAAUAUGAGCGGCUGAAAACUCACCUCACAAUCAACUGUUAAUUGGGUAUCUUCUUACCCUGAAUACGGCUGCAGCCCAUUUCCUUGAAGGUAAAAAAAUCACACAAUAAUCACCUAUUUGACAAAUGGCAGAAACAAAUACGAAAGUAUUGUGAAUAAUCCACAUUUUUUCAAUUUGCAUGGUUGAUAAAGAAAAUGCAAAUUGUACCUUUCAUUGAGCAGGUAACAUACUGUAACAUACUGUAACUAUCUAACAAGUGAUAAAUUUGGACCUUUUUCUGAAAAAUAGGCAGGAUCUUAACAAUGAAUAUGCUGAUUGAUAAUAAAAUUAAAUAAAGUAAAUAUUAAAUAAAAUAAAUGAAGUAUUUGGGGAUACUACCUGCCCUCUCAACUUUUUAUUCCAGUUUUUUGCUGUUUAAUAAAGUAGUUAAACCCUGAAAAUGUGAGACAAGAUGGACGAAUGUUUUAAACAUUUCAGAAUUAAAAUGUUUCAGAAAUCUCUUUUGUGUUUUUCAGAAGUAUUGCAUGAAGUUAUUACUGUGGUGAACAUUUGUUGGAAUAAACACCUCGAGAAUUAAAA